UCCCGCCCGCACAGCAUGCGGCCCAGCGCAGUAGUUUCAUUGGCGUUGUGCAAAAGGAAACUGCGAGCAACAGCACAAAGAAAGGAGAGCGCGUGAAAAAAGAAGGAAAAGGAAGUUGCCGCCUCGCCAACGGCGCGGCAGUUUCCGAACGUGGCGCGCUCGAUCGCAGGCGGCAGGGUGGCACAGCGAAGGGAUAUGGCGGCUGCUGCGCCCAGCCGACGACGACGAAUCUAGUAAAGCCCUUCUCAGCGCGAACCACUCCUAUUAUCUGCGGCCGUCGCCAACGCAGCCCGAAAGAAAAACGAAACCGCCCCGCGGCGUCGCUCGCAACAGCAAAGGCAGCCUCGCGCGACGCCGGGAAGAAAACGCGACGACGGACGGCUCCGACACGCAAGCCCACGGAGGCACCCAAACAACGACGACCUUCUGAAAUCGGGGCCUCCCACGACUCGGAACCAUCAGUAUCGGCGACUCCGUAAAAAAACACGACGACUUGGUUCCCGGCUCCUGAUUGCAGCGGCACUUGGGCCAAGAAAUCGAGCACGAGAAGGGCCAUGCUUGGCACCGAGCAGCACCACGACAGGGCGGCAGCAGUGGUGCCCUCGCCUGGCCUCAACAUGGAGCACGGCUUUCAGGAAGAUAGAGGAAACCAGAUCCAGCGGCACUACCAGUUUAAAGAGGACGUUAUGAGGCGAACGGAGACUGCCAAAUUGGCUCGUCGAGUUGGCCUGCCCAACAAAUCACCCAAGCCAACCAUUGAGAUUUAUCGGCCUCCUGGCGUGAGGGUUUCUGACCUGCCUCAGUCGAGUGAAGACAUGGCUCUUUCACCUACGGACAAUGGUAGCCACCACCACCACCACCACCACCACCAGACGGUGCUCAUGAACGGCACCAAUGGCACUGAGGCGCCCUCCCAGCCGCAACCUGCUGCGCCAAGGGCAGUGCACUUCCAGGUCCCACUCUCCUCACUGCCAUCUUCGACAAAAGAGGUGGUCGGCAAGAGCUCACUGCGGCGCUCCAAGAGCUUCUCGCACGAAGAGCCCGCCAAUGCCUGCUUUCCUGCUGAGUACCAGAGCCUUGUCAAAAAGGCGAUGCACGACCCAAACACUCUUAGCUCCCACCAGCUGAUGGAACUCGUGCGAGCCAUUUGCCAAAGGGCCACUGAGGGCAUACAGAAUGCCGAGCCAUCAGCACAGCUGUGCCUCUCCAUUAUUGCGAAGGAGAGAGGAGAGACAUUCCUGGAAAGCAUGCUGAGUGCCUGCCGCGAGUGGUUCAACGAGCGAGACCAACUGCUACGGCCGCUGGAUGCUACGAUGGUGGUGCCACGCCGUUGGACAGCCUAUGUAUGCUUCCUGGCCGAACUGCUGCUGGGAUUGAGGGGCCGCAUAUCAACCAGUUGUCCAACUGGUGGCCGAGGCACAGCAAGCCGCACAUUGUGCUUGGUCAUGCUGCUCUGUGACUGCUGUCAUAUUAUCCUGCGACCUCCUUCGCUUGGCAAUCCGGCUGAGAUGGAGUGUCUGCGGUCGGUACUGACAAUUGCCGGUCGGGCAGUGGAGCGUGAUGCCCCCCAGCGCAUGGCCAUUCUGGUUGGGCGACUGCGAGAGGCAUUUGUCCAGCCGGGCCUCUCGGCUCAGACGCGCAAGACACUGCUCGAACUGCUUGAGCUGCACGCCUCUGGUUGGCAGCUCAAUUUGGCACAGCAGCUGUACUACUUCCCCUACACGAGCCUCGAACACCGCAAGUGAACACCCGACGCCACCACAGCCUCGAUGAAGACUCACCCACGUCUGGAUCACUGGACCUAGACCUACCACAACCAGCCCGGUGUGAAGCAAGUAAUAGCCUCAUAUGCUUGAACUCUACUUUGUCUGCUCUGUUUUUUAGUUCCUGUGCCAGUACUUCUCGUGGUUGUUGAUGAGGAUUGCUCGGAAGGCUUCAAAUAGUGUCUAUCAACCGCUGUUUUUUUUUGUGGUGGUCACUACAGAAUAAGCAAAGAACAUGGAAAAAUUGUGGAAAACAGCCCGAACGACAGAUUAAUGUACCUCCCUGCUGUCUGCCAGUUUGUCAAAGUGGAGUUUCUUAGCUGUUUUGAUAUACCAUUAAUAGUUGAUGACAUACUGCCUUCAGCGUGCGCUGCAGCAGCAGGUUUUCCAAGUGUUUCAGGGACGUUGUGGUACUACUACAGUGACCUUCUCAAGUGAACAUCAUUGUGUGCUUCUACAUGCCAAGAAUCACAGAUGAGCAGAAUGCUUAUGAAGUGUCCUGAAGCACAUGCCAAUGUGUGUUUCUUUUUUUUUUCACGCUUCUUUGUAUGGUUAUUGAUUGGAAUCAUGUCGGCACUAAUAGCUACAAAUUCUUUAUAUUUUUCUUGUUAGGUGCAAAAAUGUUUAUCUGCGGUCUUCAGAGCAAUUUAUAUUUCUUCUGUCGGGUAAUUUCACAUGUGACUACAGGACUUGCAUUUUUAUGCACCUCUGUCAGUGUCAUUUCAAUUUUCUAUUUUUAAAGGGACCCUGAAACUGUUUUGACUAUUUGUGCAAAUGCUUGGGUUGGUAGCAACCAGCCCUUCUUAUUAUUAGCAGACCAAUUAAAGCACUUUCUGUAAACUGCGUAAUUUAUUUUAUGGUUUCAAGUGUGCAAAUCGCCGCAGCUUUGUUUCAAGUUGGCACCAUUUCUGAGACAUUGCACUAUUUUCAAACUUCACUCGCACAGCUGACUUGAUUGCAUCUUGGUAGGUUGCGCACAACUUUUACACAGGAACACAAGACACAAGCACUUUUGUCUUGUGUUUCUGUGUAAAAGUUGUGCGCUUUCUACCGUGAUGGAUUCACACCAACUUGCCCGAUAUAAUUGUUUAUUUACUUGAUUGAUUGUGCCAGUGCCGUCGUUGGGUGAUGAUACUCGUAAUAGCUGGAACACUUACAAUUUGUUUUAUGUAACGAAACAGUUACAGAAAUGAAACACAGAAGUCAGGAGAAUCUUUUGAUGAACAGCAAGUAUGAGUAAAGCCUGCUCCAUGUUCAUUGUAUAAUAAUUGACAGAUUAGAUUCACACAAAAUAAAAGGACGCAGCGCUGAACUAAUGUUGAUGGGAGCAGCCUUACCACUGUUGAUAUUAGUUUCUUCACUGCUAUGCUGCAUUGUGGGCUGCUAAUUUGCUGAUUGGUCACACAUGAAGCUGUUGCAUCGAGUGCUUGAGCAAAAGGGAAAAACCUUUGGUGCUGCAGUGUGCAUCUUGGUAACCGAUAUAUUUUCAUGCCAUCACUACACGCUGGAGGACUACUGCCACAAUUUUUAUAACACUUAACUGCAAGAAGCCUGUCUACUAACUUUCGAACAUCACUGGCUUACAGCGCAAGUGAAAUAAUGAUUAUUGGUAGCCAGGAUUUCUGUGGCUCCUGGUGGCAUAGAGUUCAACCAAGCUUUGACACUUCACCGAAGCUUGGGUUGCCACUUUUUCUUGAACAAAAAACCGGCCCUUUGAAGGGGGGAUGAGCUACCAGGAGAUUAGGUUAGUGAGAAUUGAAACUUGAGCAAGGUGUUGCGGAUUCAUCUUGAUUUUAGCAGCGCACUGGGGGACCAAGAAGAAAAAAAUGUACACAACACAGGUGCUAGUGUUAGUGUUGAACAACAGACGCCGUGUCAGGUCUUUGGUAUGCAGUGCCAUUUAAUGUAACAUUGCUUUCCUCGAGCCAAAUAAACCUGAUGUACAAACAAAAAUGGCACACUAAACUAAUCUACUAGUCUAAUUGCUGGCAUAAAAAUACUCGUGAUUAAAAUGACACUUUGCUUGGAAAAAGCCGAUAUAAAUCCAGACAGGUGGCAACCCCCAACCACUGUGCUCCAAUGAAAAAGACCACUUGAUGAACCUCUGAAUGAAAAGCAGCACUAAGAAAAAGGAUAGCUUCCUCAGUACAAGAUGCUCAACUUAAACUAUGGACUGCAGGAUUUGACAAUAUCCUUGCUUAGGCACUUGCACAAAAUUCCAAAAACUGUUUCAGGUACCCUGCAAUGCUUUCAUCACCACAAACAGGUUUGUUUUACCAGACUUACUCUGUGUUCGUCUCAGAUUGUCUUCUUUUGUGUGGCUUGGUGUGGUUCUUGUAAAAUGUUUUUCUUUACUUUAUAAGAUCUGGCUCAUUAAGGUCAACUUGUCACACCUUGACUGUUGUAGUUAUCAAGCACUGGCAGCUUUGAAAUUUGGUGACUGUGUGUAUUAUUGUGCAAAAUUUCAACUGUGUGUGCCACUACUAGUUCGCACCUCUGAACCACGCUUUUCUGACUACAUACUUGGCUUGCCUUUUCUUCGAUGAAAAGAUUACAAACAAGUGCCAUUCUUUCUGUUGUGCUUACAUCACAGCCCUGCCUGAUGUUGCUGUAGUAAGAUUAUUUUCUCGCAAGAACAAAAUGCCAAAGUAGUUAUGUAUAUGAAUCACUAUGGUUCUUUACAACACCAAAUGAAACGCUUGUAAACAACUACCCACUCUGGAAUUUUCUAUUGGUCCCCGGGGGCCCACCUGGUCAUGCAGGCAUACCUCAGUGCUGCCUUACAGAAUCAAGAACUUCUCAAAAUCAGUGUGCAGUCACUGUGCAGUUCCAAUUCUUGAAAAGUCCCAUCAUUCCCUGUGAGUGAUGUGACGCAUUCCUUGAAUAUGUAUCCUAGGAGAAGUGCUCAAGUGGACAUUAUGAUGUGAAAUUUCUGCACAAGUUAUCUCUAUACCUGAUGGAGUGCUGUAGCAGGAGUUCUUGGCAAUCAUUUAUUGCUUUCCAGUGCCAUCAGUAUUUCACAAUUGCAAAAAUGAUAUCUGUGAGAGAACAUGCCUCUCUUGAAGAUGCCCAGGGCUUCGCAUAUGAUGAAAUUCUGCUGCGAUGUCGUUUGCUUGUUGUACCAUUUUUAUGUGCACAUGAGUGCUGGCCCGUAAAUUAGCACCACACCUGAGCCUUGCACUAGGAGCAAGCGAACACGAAGCUUGCACUCUCUAAUUGAAUAACAAUCGGGGCGUAGGCAUCACAUUUCGGUCCUUCAAAGAGUGUGAUACAUUGUUGCAGUGUUCUGGAAGCCUGCGGUUCAAAAAUAUACUUUAGUAUUGUUGAUCCUGUUGCUCUGCUACCAAUGGCAAUGUGGUAUCAUGAACCCUUACGGCAUAUUCGAGUGUUGUCAAACCCGGACAUAUUAGGCUCGAAAUAGAACAUACAAUAUUCAGCAGUUACACUUAUCACACGCUUAUCUGACAAUGUUCCACAUUUUAAACAGCUUCUUGAGACGGUGAAAAGUGGGAAUUCACUAAUUUAUUUCUGCAUAGAACUUUGCUUUCUAUUUUAUAUUUUAUCCACGCCUUUGGCUUUUCUUGGAGCAGCAGUUCCAUUCGUUUUCCAAUAAUGAAUAGCAGGUUUCACUGCUUGCUUCUUGCUCUCUGCAAGUUUAUUAUGACAUCAUCAAAAGACGACAACACAUGGGGUUUGCAGAAGGAGGUUCCAAAAGGACAACUCUUAGAAGAACCUCCUGUCGUUAUCUACAAAUGUUUGAAGAAGAACCAAUAUCAUUGAACGUUUUAGAAGAGCAGUAGCCACAGCUGUACAGAAAGCAUAUUUGAUAAUCAAACUAAUGGACAUGAAUUCUUAAUUAGAAAGAAAUUUUCGGUGCUGCUGUGGUCGGGUAAUGCCAGAGAGGCCCCGCCCUGCCCAGAGGCCUCAAUGGCUCAAUGCAAUUGGCAAUGCUCUCCAGCGGCAGAGCUUAUCAGGUCAGUCCUAAGGUUCCACUCUUUAGUGCAAGCUUGUGUGCAUCCACCUUUGUGCUGGCAAAGCCUGCUAAGUUGUGUUCAUUCCUGCAUUACGUGACUGUGUUGUGCCAUCCACAUUUUUCAGUGCACUUCAAUGGUUUCCUUCCAGAGCUAGCUUUUUCAUCCCCUUGAUUGAUAGAAUCUGUGAAAACAAUGCUGCAUCUUAACAAAACGAGUGAUGCAAAAUCUAUGCUUCUUGAAAAGAUUGAGCUAAAAAAGGUGUCGCUGCGUCCCACAACAUUGGUCAUCUGUGUCGUGUGCCAUUUGUCACACUGUUGCCAUAGUGUGAGUGUUUCUCACACUUCAAUGAUACAAACAGCAUGGUUGUUCCAAGUGUGACAUGGCAUUCUUGAUAGGAAGGGCUGAGAGCUGAGUUUUUAAGAUAAGAAACUCAAGGAAGACAGAUAACGUUGAUUGUUGUGGCAUAAAAAGCUGCUGUUCUUACUCAGCCUUUUCCUAGACAGUGAUUGCAUACUUGCAAAGUGUUUGAUAUGUUGGAUGGAGAGAUGGAUUGAGAAAUUGCUCUCAGUGUGUUUCUGCCUUGACUGAGGGCCUCCAAGGGGAUGGUACAGCUGUUCAGUAGAGCAAAUAGUCCAAUAUAUGCGGUUCAAGUGCAUUUUUUUGCUUUGUUUUUUGUCUUGCUGUUGAGACAUACACUUGAGCACUGCUAACCAAUUCUGUCUUCCAACAUCUACCGAUUUGUAGCUACAUGUAACGGAGACUUUCUUUCAUGUAGGAAGGUUUUGGAGUUCCCCAAAGGGGGUUUUAUCUAGUAGGUGAAUUGAUGAUGGGCUCGAAUAACCUGAAGAAGUGUUCAGGUUUUGCAAGGUUAUGUUGUACACUUUGAACAUCUUGAAGUGAAUGAAAAUUGAGCAAAUUUGUUAAAAGACGAACCCUGCUACAAUCUGUAGGCUGUGGCUAAAUUGGCUUGUGCUCGGGCUUUUAUCGAAGUCUUUUGCAUUUAUUUGAGUCGUCACAUCAGUAGAGCUAGAAGAAACCGGUUCUGUCCAAGUGUUGAGAGAUUCAUCAGAAAGGGUCAGAGACUGAGAUAAUAGCCUUGAGAUUUCAAAAAUAACUUGACAGUUCAUAAAUUAUCUCACAGUAUUAGCUAGGUACCAGUUUUCUCUCCCAGUAACUUAGAGGAUACAAGCUGGUGCUUUUAUACAAUAUAUCAAAAGCACAUUAGAGGGCAAAAAAGAGCUUUUCAUACAUUUUCCUAUUCUUGAGUAGCUAGACACUUCAUUGCUUUUUCUAUUAUUGUCACUUAGAUUCUCAAGGUACAAUUUCUCUUGGCAUCAUUUAUUUCCAGAGUGGUUGCUUGCUUUCAAAAGCAAUUGCUACUGAGCUAACUAGCCAAAGUCAUGAAGAUAAGGUGCAAGCGUUGAAGUGGUUGUGCUAAAGUACCUUGAAGGACCUAACACAGGAAGGUUCUUGCUUUCAUUGUGACCAAAGCACCUUGACUGGAGUGAAUGUUUCGUAAAAAACAAUGCUUUUAGUAACUUAACUAGUGCAUGUUUUCUAGGUAUACUGAUUGGCGAAAUGUAGUAAUUCUCUUUGAAGAGCUGCUGUUCAGAGUGUGGGUAGUCAGUUUCAAUGAAAAGACACAAAAACUGCUUCAGGGUGCAAGCAAAUCAAAUUGUGUUUGUUUUCAGAGCAGGGUUGCCACUGUCUUUCGAGUGAAAUUCACGAAACGACGAUCCAAAAGUUGCCAUUUUUCUUCACUUGUCACCGAAAAUCGCCAUUCUACAUAUGUGUGGUGUGCCGUGUAAUAAAAAUUUAUUAUUACUAUCCACAAACCCCAAAUCUUAUUGAUGUCUUUCAAUGCCAGUCGCACCACUCUCUUCACCUUGGGGCACUGAUAAAGGACAUGCAUGUACCAGCAACGUCCCUGAAUGCUAGCGCCUCAUAACAAAAUUUCCAGUGGAUUCAGUUGUAGCGAAUACAGAGCAAUGCAGCUGCUACAACAAGAGAGGAAUGGCAUGCAUAGCCUUCCUGGAUAUUUAGAGAAUUUCAUUGCCAUGUAAUCAUGUGUCCGAUAAUUGAACAACUUAAUUACUAAGUAACAAAAAUAAAUUUGAAAGUGCUGCGUAUUACUCACAAUGCACGCACCAUGCUUUUCGUGCGAUAACGCCUAUGUUACACAUUCUCUUUAGUGCAGUACUUCUGAAGGCUGCCCAAAAAAGUCGACCUGUUGGCCGGCCCGAAAAGUAUGUCAAUAAAAAAAUUUAAACGUUAAAUGGCGAAUUAGGAGCUACUCCAGCAGUGAAGUCGACAAGCUAUUUAGGAUAGUCGGAGUGGUAGUCGGAACACUCGAAACUCCUUACUAUAGUCCGGUGCACGUAACACAGGUCGGGAAACGAGUGAGGCUUUCAAACCCUGAAAUGCGGCUUCUUUGUCCUCAUCCCAUUUCACGCGGUUGGGCUGAACUAACUGCCACCUAACCACUUCAGAAUCAGAAGUUUAAAUAAGCUUAAAGCUGUUAGAGCACCUGAAAAACUUAAUAUAACACCACCACUGCACGCAAAGCAGUCCGCUGACCUAAAUAUUGCUGGAAGGUUGCUGGCGGAUACACCAGUACACCAGUGCCUCUAGAAUCUAGGAGAACUCGGGAAAUACACUCAAAAAAUAGGAAAGGUGUUCUAAAACUAUGAAAAAAAAAUGUAUCUCACUUGUUUUUAAGACAUAAGUACAGAGAGAAUAAUUCAGUCGGCACCUAAACCAAAAAUCACCAAAAAUUUGCUAUGUCGCCAUGCGAAAUUAUAGCUCCCCACGGGCCUCCUAAAUUCUCCAAUUUGGUAAAUAGUAGCCGCCAGUGGCAACCCUGUUUCAGAGACCACUUUAUCGAUCUAAAGCGAUUCUUUUGAGUGUCCCUUCAAGAUUACUAGCGUGUUGGCUUUUCUUGGAGACACACAAUGAACCUCCAAACAUUUUGAAAUAAUAAUAUAAACAAUGCUCAUUUAAACUGUGAGUGCAUAUUUAACUAAUGUUCCUGUUUUCAUCAGGAAGCCUCACUUUUCGGACAGCUAUGAAUGCCCAUCUGUCUGUGCAUGUUUACCAUGAAUAUAACUUUUCUUUCCACGAAACGCCUGAGCAGCUGGUUUGUUGUGCUCUGUAGCAGCUCUGUGUCUCUGCAAAUUAUGUCACAAUGGCAGCAGUGACAGAAAAAGCAUGCACGACAGACACGUGCGUCAGUUUCAUGUGCAUCAAAGAAAAAAAAAGAAAAAUACAUCCUUGCCUCAGCCCCCCUGCAGCUGAUGCAAAGCUGCGUGUUAGAGGUCAUAAGAGGUCAAACAUGCAAAGGUUUGCUCAUUUGCACGUCUGGGUUUUCUUUGAGCUUAACAGGGGCACACAACUUUUUCUUUUAUACGGUAGACUUGCAAUAAUUCAAACUCCGAUAAUUCAUAUUGUUGGUUAAUUCAAAAAAAAUUAAAUUUAAUGGUUGGCCCUGUAUUCUUUCAAUGUAUUAAUUCAAACUUCAUUAUUCGGCUAAUUCAUACUUUUUGCAGUUCAUAUCCAAAAAUAUCUGCUGCUUUCCCACUACUAUUUAAAAAUUUGCAUGCUUAUACAAUCCUAACAGUCUAAAAAUUAAAAAUAAGCACCUCAGGCCUUCAAGGAAAAAGGCUUUGCUAGUAAACAAAUGUUUGAAACAAAGCACAGGCAUGGUAAACCAUGAUACUUCUCAACUGGUAUAGAGAGCUUUGUGCUGAAGUCACAUACUGAUAGCAAGGAAGCAGUUGGCAAGUCAUAAUUUCUUCAAAAGCUCUGAUGAUCAGUAAAUGACCAAUAAACUUGUGGACCUUACUUCUCUGCUUUCUGUUCAUUCCGUGCAGUUAUGGUUUAAAAACACCUAAAAACUUUUUAAAUGUGAUCAAAUGAGUGCCUAAUCAUAAUGUGUGGUGGCACCUCACGCAGACUCAUCUAUCUGAGAGCUUCUGAUAAUUCAAACUUCUUGGUAAUUCAAACGAAAUCGAGAGGUCCCUUGGAGUUAGUAAUGAGAGUUGACUGUAUGAGAUGCAUACCUUGUCUUAAAUUAGCUGAGAAAAAUGAAAACAGUUUAUUUUAUGCAAUAAUACUGUAGGCCAACAAGGCAAGGAAAAGAUUUGAAAAAAUGUAACAAUUUAUUUUCAAGAAUAAAAAGGUUGUGUGCCUUUAUGACAGCUCAAAAAUUUCUGUAGACUGCAUUCCAACCUUGAACGUGCACAACUAUGCAAACCGAGUAUAAUGAGUGAGGAGGCUCAAAAUGCUCUCGGGCUUUUCUCUACUCCCUGCCCUAACUAUAGAUUUAUGCUAGGUAGUUUGCAACAUUGCAGCUGCUCUUUGAAGUGCUUUAUUCGUCGUCACAUGGUGUUGUCAUGUAAUGUCCAUCUUUAAUGUGUGCACUAGGAAAUUUUCACAAUUUGUAUAUUGUGAAAUUUGUACACUUUUUGCCAAUUUCUGACACUUUUCUAUGGCAUUGUGGGAGGACCUCGAGUGACAGCAACUGUAUGAACUUUUAAUUAUUUAUUUUUUCAAAUAACAAUCUGCAAUGCAUGCAUUGAAUGUGUGGUUUCCAGAAAAAAAAAGAGAAACAUUCUUCUGUGAUCAACUGAUAUUUCAAGCUGCUUUCAGAGAUGAAGUUACUACAGGUCUAGAUUACCAUAGUUUGCUUUGGCAUCAAAACAUUUCUACUAUCGUGUUACCGUUUGAAAGAUAAAUAGAUGCUGCUUCAAUGUCGUGUUAAAUUUUGUGCUAGUUGCCUGCUCGUGGACCUUGCACAAAUGCUAAAAGUGUGCAAUUUAAGAUGUAGUAUUUAGUUUGCUAGCCUGUUUACGAGUGCUGUGUGCUUCUGUUGUAUUGAAUUUUCCAGUACUUGCUGGUAGUGAUUGCUCAGACUUGUAACAUAAGGGAGUAGUACUUGAAGAAUGUUAAACUGCUUGGGUAUUGGAGCACUUGAUUUCAGAUGAUGCAAUUGCCAUUCUCGAGGAAUGAAUGCUUUGCAUUGUCAUCUAUUUUCAUAUCCUGAAUAAUAUUUGUGUUUUUGCGAGUGUUUGACAUGUUUAUUCAAAAAAUAGGCAUGCAGCAUUUCUUUCGCAGUUUCCUGUUGAUUCUUUUGCAAUUUUUCUAAUUUUUAUUGUUUUUGUCUAGUUUUGGCACUGCCUGUGAUAGCAGUCACUGUUUUGUUUAUUUUUGUUCACAAGAAAGAAAGUGAUUGAGAGAACAAAAUAUUUUAACUGUAUACUCUGCUUUUGAGUAAAUACAAAGCUCAUUAACAAACAUGAGCCACCGAUGACCUGUGUCUCAAGCAGCCAUGAUGUAUUUAAUUGCAUCACACAUGCAGGGCUGGUUAGUUUUAUUAGAAAUGUCUCCAUUGCUGCUGGUUUUCUGGCCACUUGCUUUGUGUACUUUUCUGGAUGCAGUGCAAAUCGUUACUAAAGUGUGAGAGCAUGACAUCCUAGACUGUGGCCGCAGCUUAAGCAGUAUAUUGACACUCAACAAGAAGGUUUUCAGUGAGGCCAUCAGAGAGAGCUAUGGAGCGAGUUCAUGUUGACAUCCUUUGCCAACUCGUCAGUCUGCCUUGAUUCCGCUAAUCAUUAGUAGCUCAAUGAACCGACUACUAGUCAUUUUGUAGGCUAUAGUAAUAAUGAAUAGCCUUGCAGAGUAUAGUGGUAGCCCAGAGUGAGGCUCUGUCUACUGUAACACAGCUCUUUUUAUUUUUGGCAUAAUGCCAAACGUUAACCAAGAAUCGACUCUUAUUUGGUAUUGUGAACAAGUUUUAUUAUGUUCCUGACAGAUGUGCAUUUGACUGGCAGUUACUUACCAGCCCAUCAAAAGACUAACCUCGCAAGCAAUGAAAUCUUCAGCAAUAAUAAACCAAUGUGUACCAUAUAUCUUGCCAUAAAAGCAUGGAAAAAGAACUGACUACGGUGCCAAUACUCUCAAGCAGUCAUUUGUAGAAUACUAUUUACACAACUAUUAUACUGUUCUUUUUUUGGCUCUUUUCUAUACUUGAAGAGUAAUUCAGAAAUAAACUCAGUAGUAU
This is a messenger RNA of Rhipicephalus microplus (southern cattle tick), 11795 nucleotides long. RefSeq lists its product as uncharacterized. Gene Ontology annotation, biological process: regulation of translational initiation. Gene Ontology annotation, molecular function: protein binding; translation activator activity; RNA binding. NCBI's taxonomy places the organism in Eukaryota, Metazoa, Arthropoda, Arachnida, Ixodida, Ixodidae. The record is from RefSeq and is a predicted model, not a curated record. Gene Ontology annotation, cellular component: cytosol.